Molecule: messenger RNA, 893 nt
Organism: Amoebophrya sp. A120
Lineage: Eukaryota; Dinophyceae; Syndiniales; Amoebophryaceae
Source: the annotation of a GenBank genome assembly
CAAAGCCCACACCCCGACAAUCGGAAACCUCAACUUGUCGCAGCUGGUCCUGCUGGCUUCGUGUUUGCGCUUCAGCAACAAGGACGCUUUUCCGAAACAGAAGUUCGCUGAGUUGCGGGACGUGGUAAUGAAGAACUUACUCCGCCGGAGAAGAGAAUUGUUGGAACGUGGACUGUAUGCAACUGUGCAAAACAGGUUUAUCGUAAAGAAAAUGGUGCUUGCAGUAGACUAAAAGUGUGUCAUCAGAUGAUGAACGAGAAACAUGAUCUAACUCCUGAGCUCUGAUGAACUACAACUUACUGUGAUGUGAAGAAUAAAGUGCUUCAGCUUUGCUACAUGUCUGUACCUGCCGCAUGAUGAUGAAAGAAUCUUUGCACACAUGCAUAUCUGGUUUGUCGAAGCGAUGCUGAACUUGGGUGGUAUGUAUGCGAGAGUAAACGCUGCGAGAAGUCGAAGUGGAAGAAGCGGGACAGCUAAAAGUUCUAGGGCCUCGAGUUCUGCGUCGAAUUCUCUCAACCUCCGCACGCGGAAUUUGAUUACCAGGACGAUUCUGGAAGAUUUUUUUCACGAUGAUAUUUUGAACGAACAAAGUGGAGAAGCUUGUCAUGCAGUUUCACCGCAGCUGCAAGGAAUUGCGGAUCUUCGCCGGCUUCCCCUCGCUUGCGCCGCCUGCCAAAUCCAGGAGGAAGAAGUGUUCGAGAAAUGGUGGAAACAGAUCGCGGCUAUUGCUGCUAGGACGAAAGAACGGCUACGGAAGAUGAAAAAGGGUGUUGUAGAAGAAAUGCCGAGUCGCGAUCUUCAGGGGAUCACUGCGAGUGCAAGCGCUUCAUGUCGAAGAAAAUCAGAGGACUCCGCAGGAAAUAGUACGGAUGUUGAAGUACUACAAAGGGUCA